Messenger RNA from Thunnus maccoyii (southern bluefin tuna), 1527 nucleotides. It is a transcript of the gene cutc, whose product is annotated as cutC copper transporter homolog (E. coli). Gene Ontology annotation, molecular function: copper ion binding. The record is from RefSeq and is a predicted model, not a curated record. The transcript has 9 exons. Lineage: Eukaryota; Metazoa; Chordata; Actinopteri; Scombriformes; Scombridae. Bases 223 to 978 code for a protein of 251 amino acids.
UCCAACCUACAUUCUAUGGAUCCAACCCAGCGUUUACCCUGCUUUUACCCACUGUAGCGCCGUCCACCCGCCAAACCCGGUGUUUAAAAUUCAACGAUCCGGAAAGACAGUUAUCCACGGUAGUGAGUCACCCAUAAUAACAAAGUACAAACUUCAUGUCGGCUCCAGUCGACUAAUAAGGUCCCAUGAAUCGAUAGGAAGUGGAUUUGACAGACUGUCAGUAUGGCAGACGGCUUUUUAAUGGAGGUGUGUGUGGACUCCGUGGAGUCUGCUGUCAAUGCUGAGCGAGGAGGUGCAGGUCGGCUUGAGCUGUGUUCAAGUCUUCUGGAGGGAGGGCUCACUCCCAGUGUAGGUCUGCUGCAGGUAGUGAAACAGUAUGUCAAAAUUCCAAUCUACGCGAUGAUACGGCCUCGUGGUGGGGACUUUCUGUACUCAGACCUGGAGGUGGAGGUGAUGAGGAAAGACAUAGAGCUGAUGAAAAGCCAUGGGGCUGACGGACUGGUUCUGGGAGCCCUGACAGAGGAUGGACGGGUGGAUGCAGAGCUCUGCAUGGAGUUACUGGCUGCUGCUCGUCCUUUGCCAGUCACCUUCCACCGAGCUUUUGACAUGGUUCAUGACCCAACGGUUGCUCUGGAGACUCUGGUAUCAUUAGGGUUCCAGCGUGUGUUGACAAGUGGCUGCGACAGCUCUGCUCUGGAGGGACUCCCUCUCAUUAAACGGCUCAUUGAUCAAGCUAAAGGCAGAAUUACCAUCAUGCCAGGAGGUGGGAUCACAGAGAGAAAUCUGCAGAGAAUUUUAGAGGGAUCAGGGGCUCAAGAGUUCCACUGCUCUGCCCGCUCCAGUAGGGAUUCUGCCAUGAAGUUCAGGAACACCUGUGUGACGAUGGGAGCUGUUUUCUCAGCACCCGAGUACGGCCUGAAGGUGGCAGAUGUGAGCAAAGUCCGCGCUCUCAAUGCAAUAGCCAGAAAUACCUUGUGAAUGGAUGUUGGACAAUCACGACAGAUGACAAAACAGAUACCUCAAAAGUGAUCACAGGUGGUUAUACUGGUGUGUCAUCAUUUAUUUUCAUCAAAGCCCAAAAUCAGUAGAUGAUUUCAGAAUUGCCAUAGAGAGCUGUUUUUUUAAUCACCGAUCAAACAGUACUUGUGAAGUUAGAGCUCAGGGACAGUGCUGCAACCUUCUGGGUAAUGCAGUCUAUCCAAAUGUCUCACAGCGCAGAGAGUGAUUAAUAAUUGUCGUGUUUACUUUGUAACUUUUAUGUGGCCUUAGAUAUAGUGUAAUAAAAUACACAGUAGAUUAUUAUCAUUGCGUUCCUAAAAUGAAAGAAAAGAAGUGAUCAGUGCUGCUUUUGUUUUCAACACAGUAUGUUUUCGAGUUGCCAUAUAGUUGAACUAUAUUUAUUUACAGCACUCCCCAUAUACAUUUGAAGAUAAGGCAAAGCUGUGACCUCCUGUACUUUAUUUUUUAUGACAAUGUGAAACAAUGUGACCUGAUUCAGAUUUUAAUUAAAAUCAAAACAUCUCAACA